Chironomus riparius is the source of this 1280-nucleotide messenger RNA. Lineage: Eukaryota; Metazoa; Arthropoda; Insecta; Diptera; Chironomidae. The record is from the annotation of a GenBank genome assembly.
CAACCUUCAAUUCGACUGCUGGCAUUUAGUUUAUAAUUGUCAAUUUAAGCAGUUGUUACAGCAUUGAAGGGCUUAAAAAUGAAACUUGUUACAAUAUUAAUUUUAGUUCAAUUUUGGACACAAAGUUUUGGUUUGCCGGCGGAUAUUUGUGUUGGAAGUGGAUAUUUUGAUAUUCGGCCACAUCCUGACAAUUGUUUGCAGUACAUUUUUUGUUUUUGGGAAACUCCGACCAUAGUUGACUGUGAGGAAAAUCACAUUUUCGAUGCAAUAAAUAAAGAAUGUAUGCCAGGCUAUCCAGACAUUUGUGAAUUUACUUCAACAGCUUCUCCUACCACCACAACCCAAAGCACAACAACAACAACUUUAAGCGACACAACUACAACAACUUUAAGCGACACAACUACAACAACUUUAAGCGACACAACUACAACAACUUUGAGUGACACAACAACUACAACAACUUUGAGUGACACAACAACUACAACAACCGAAAGUGGUCUUGCAAAUAAUUUCUGUCAUGGAAUCAACUUUGGUAGAUUUCCACAUCCCAUUAAUUGUUUUCAGUUUGUUGUUUGCGUAAAUGAAGUUGCACAUAUUAUCGAUUGUACGUAUCCAACUGAGGUAUUUUAUAGUGAUUCAUGCGUUCCAGGCAAUUCUACAACAUGUGAAGUUUUUACAAAUGGAACAACAACAACUACAUUGAGCGACACAACAACAACAACUUUGAGCGAUACAACAACAACAACGUUGAGCGAUACAACAACAACAACAACGUUGAGCGAUACAACAACAACAACUUUGAGUGAUACAACAACAACAACAACAACAACUUUGAGUGAUACAACAACAACAACAACAACAACAACUUUGAGCGAUACAACAACAACAACUUUGAGUGAUACAACAACAACAACUUUGAGCGAUACAACAACCACAACAUCUGAAGCGGGACCAGAAAUCACAACACCCUUGGCAACUACAACAACUCAACGUCCAAACGGUCCACCAGAACUCUGUAUUGGAAAUAACUUGAGAUUCAUACCAGACCCUGAUUAUUGUUUUAGAUUCUAUUACUGCUUGUUUGGCGUAGCACUGCCUGGCGACUGUAAACCAGAUAAUAUUUUCAGUGAAAAAUGGAUAGGAUGUGUCCUUGGAGAUUGGGAAACGUGUGAGCCAGAAAAUCCAAUCUUUACAUUGAUUCCGAAUCAUAUUUAAAUAAAUUGAAAGAAUUAGUAAUUAUUGGAUCAUUUAGUGCUUACUUUUCCAGGGGUAUAUCCCAA